Fusarium musae is the source of this 912-nucleotide messenger RNA. RefSeq lists its product as uncharacterized. The record is from RefSeq and is a predicted model, not a curated record. Lineage: Eukaryota; Fungi; Ascomycota; Sordariomycetes; Hypocreales; Nectriaceae. The transcript has a single exon. The coding region runs from base 1 to 912 and encodes 303 amino acids.
AUGAAUCCGAUCACCCGUCGUCCUGGUCCUGGAAGAGGUCGGCCCAGGAAACAGCCUCCUGUUCCUGUUCCAGGAGCUGGAGAAAUCCCCACCGAUCAGCCCAUGCCGGUUGGUAUCGCUCCUGGGCACAACCCCAUAGCUCCCUACCCCCAUCCUCAUCCUCAUCCCCAGGCAGUCCAAUCUUAUGGUGUGCCUCCUGGCAAUCACCAAGCUGGCGCUCAUCUACCAGCCCAACCUGCUGCACAGCCUGGCAACAUCUCUCCUGCGAUUCCUACUCAACAACUUCCUCCCCCCAGCAACGUACCUCAUGUUCAGGGUCCGAUAACUUACCCAAGUCCCCCUCGUGCCCCUGACAAUCCCCAGGCGCCUGCUCAUCUUCAUCCUCUUCAGCAUGCACAAUCCGGUCAACCUGGCCAGCAGCCUCAACCAGAGCAGCAACCUCCGCCUGGCCAACAGCUCCAGUCAGAGUUUCAACCUCAACCUGAUCAACGGGACGAACCUGAAGAGGCUUCGCAGCCAACUGCACAGCCUCAGCCGGAGCAGGAAAACUCACCUGAAUACCAAUCUCAGGAUGUCUCCCAGGAAGCCCCUCGAGAGGCCCGUGAACCAACCGAUGCAAGUGCUGCAUCUCAACAUGCACCUGUUGAGCAGAACAAUGAGGACUCUCAAGCUGCUUUAACCUCGGAGCAUCUGCAACAUCCCAACGAGGAUAUUGAUGCUGAUGGCGAUGCAGAUGGCGACGCCGAUGCUGAUGUUGACGCUGACGGCGAAGCGGAUGUCGAUAAUGAUGAGCCGGCCGCUAAACGGCCACGGCUAAGUUCGCCUGAACCCCCCAAGGAUACCGAUAUGGAUGAUGAAGCUGUCUUGGCCCUGGCAGCUCAUAAUGGGUCUACAGACUUUGCUUCCGAGUAA